CAAACCCCAAAACCCCUUCGAAACUCUUUUAGGGUUUUCUUCCCCAAAUUCCUAAAUUCAAUCUAUGUGAAUCCUCGUUCUCAUGCCAUUUCACUCCUUCAUCUCUCUCCGAUACGCUGCAUAAUCACGUAGAUUUCAAUUUCGUCAUUUUCAUCAUCAAAGAAAAUCAUCAUUUUCUUCUUGUAAAAACUCUUUAUCCAAGAAAAUGAGCAUUCCAAUGGAGAUUUCAGUUUCAGAAGCUCAGUCAACAACUCAACAGGGAUUAAUUGAUAACUCUAAAGAGCAAAACGGUUUAGAUUUAGCGUCUGCAGUUCCUUCGACGAUUGUUCAAGAACAAGUAUCAGCUUCUCCUGUUAUUGCCGAUGAUAAAUUCCUAGUUUCAGUUGAAGUGUGCUUGAAACCCUCAAGUACUGCUCGCUUGGAUGAAGUUCGCAAAUCCGUUGAAAGGUACUUCGUGAUGCGUAAAUGAGUCAAAGGGAGAGUUGGUAGUAAUUUUUAGUUUUCUACUAGUCGUAUGCUAGAAAAGAGAAGCCUGAGUUACACAAAUGGUUCUGUUCCUGUCCCUAAUGAUGAGCAAUAUUUAAUAGACAAUGUGCAGAGGAUUUGUAUUUGUGACACAGAUGAAUGGGUGAAGAGUGGCGAGGUUCUUUUAUUCUGGCAGGUCAAACCACUUGUGCAUGUGUAUCAGCUUAGUGAGGAAGGACCUUGUGAGGAGUUAGGAGGAGACGGUCAAAGUUCUAGCUUUAAUGAAUGGACUCUUCCAGCCAAGGAAUUCGAUGGAAUGUGGGAAAGCUUGAUUUUUGAAUCUGGGCUGAAGGAAAGAUUGCUGCGCUAUGCAGCAAGUGCGUUGCUUUUUAGUGAAAAGGGUGUUAAUUCGUUCUUGGUGUCCUGGAACCGAAUCAUUCUCCUGCAUGGACCUCCAGGUACAGGAAAAACAUCAUUAUGUAAGGCAUUGGCUCAGAAACUAUCAAUACGGUUCAGCUCCAGAUAUCCACAGUCCCUGUUGAUCGAAGUUAAUGCCCAUUCUUUGUUCAGCAAAUGGUUUUCAGAAAGUGGCAAGUUGGUUGCGAAACUUUUUCAAAAUAUUCAAGAAAUGGUUGAGGAUGAAAACAACCUGGUGUUUGUCUUGAUUGAUGAAGUUGAAAGUCUUGCAGCUGCUAGAAAAGCUGCCUUGUCUGGUUCCGAGCCCUCUGAUUCUAUUAGGGUAGUGAAUGCGCUACUCACUCAGUUGGACAAAUUGAAAGCUUCAUCAAAUGUGAUAAUCAUGACGACCUCCAAUAUUACUGCGGCUAUAGACAUUGCAUUUGUUGAUAGGGCAGAUAUUAAAGCAUAUGUGGGUCCUCCACCCUUGCAAGCACGUUAUGAAAUACUUCGAUCCUGCGUGCAAGAGCUUCUAAGAACCAGAAUAUUGAAUAUUCUCGAGGAUAAUCCCGUUGAUGUCCUGACUUUUCCCAGUCUCAAGGAAAAGUUGCUGCCAUCUGAAAUGCUAGAAACUCAGGCUUCAUUGACAUUGUCUAGAAAACUGCUUGAAGUUGCAGAAGUAUGUGAGGGUUUGAGCGGAAGAUCGCUACGAAAGCUUCCAUUUUUGACGCACGCAGCUGUAGCUCACUCCUUUAACUAUGAUCCUGUCAAAUUUUUGUGCACAAUGAUUGAUACAGCAAAAAGAGAGCGUUCUGAGCUACCCGACUAAAUUUUGGUGUAUUAUUUGUAGUGGAAUCUUUUGUUGUACAAGGUGAAAUUUUAGGAAUAUACGUAGGGUUCUGUUUUAUCUAUUAAAUAUCACAUUCAUUGUAGUUUCACCGUUCUCUAUGUGAAUGAGUUUAUGAUUAUCUAUAAUAGAUUCUUUAAAUCAAAGACGGUUGAAAC
This is a messenger RNA of Amaranthus tricolor (Joseph's coat), 1866 nucleotides long. Its product is annotated as pachytene checkpoint protein 2 homolog. The record is from RefSeq and is a predicted model, not a curated record. NCBI's taxonomy places the organism in Eukaryota, Viridiplantae, Streptophyta, Magnoliopsida, Caryophyllales, Amaranthaceae. Gene Ontology annotation, biological process: meiotic recombination checkpoint signaling; reciprocal meiotic recombination. The transcript has 15 exons. The coding region runs from base 515 to 1690 and encodes 391 amino acids. Gene Ontology annotation, molecular function: ATP binding; ATP hydrolysis activity. Gene Ontology annotation, cellular component: chromosome; nucleus.